Messenger RNA from Didymosphaeria variabile, 7365 nucleotides. RefSeq names its product Polyketide synthase 19 (gene PKS19). The coding region runs from base 1 to 7365 and encodes 2454 amino acids. The transcript has 4 exons. Gene Ontology annotation, molecular function: 3-oxoacyl-[acyl-carrier-protein] synthase activity; fatty acid synthase activity; phosphopantetheine binding. The record is from RefSeq and is a predicted model, not a curated record. Lineage: Eukaryota; Fungi; Ascomycota; Dothideomycetes; Pleosporales; Didymosphaeriaceae. Gene Ontology annotation, biological process: fatty acid biosynthetic process; secondary metabolite biosynthetic process.
AUGGGGAGCUACGACGAGACCGACUCGUUCUACACGCGCGAACCCAUCGCGAUUGUGGGUAGCAGCUGCCGCUUCCCAGGUGGAGCAACCUCUCCAUCGAAGCUAUGGGAGCUCCUAAAAGCUCCCCGAGACGUGGUGCAGGAGAUCCCCACCAGUCGCUUCAGCACCACGGCAUUCUACAAUGCGAACAGUCAACAUCACGGAAAGCGACAGAGUGCAAACGUCAAGCACGCCUAUCUUCUCGAUGAAGAUCCUCGUGCUUUCGAUCGGGAUUUCUUUUCGAUCAACCCAAAGGAGAGCGAGGCUAUGGAUCCUCAGCAACGGAUGCUGCUCGAGACAGUGUAUGAGGGUGUUGAAUCGACCGGCUACUCGUUGCAGCAGCUCAAGGGCUCGUCUACCGCUGUUUUCGUCGGAUGCAUGAGCUACGAUUACCAGUUUACUGCUAUCAGAGGUAUCGACAGCCUGCCUCAGUACCACGGGACCGGCACUGCGGCUUCAAUACUGGCUAACCGCGUGUCGUACUUUUAUGACUGGAGAGGUCCGUCGGUAAGCAUCGAUACCGCGUGUUCGUCCAGUCUGGUUGCGCUGCACCAAGCAGUGUCCGCCCUUCGGAAUGGAGAAGCCGAGAUGGCGGUCGCGGCAGGGUCGAAUUUGAUCAUUGGACCUGAACCAUUUGUUAGCGAAUCUAAGGGCUUCUCUGCCAUCUUUCUCAAGACCCUUAGCCAAGCCAUUGCUGACGGUGACCACAUCGAAGCUAUCAUUCGCGAGACGGGCGUGAACUCAGAUGGCAAGACGCCAGGUAUCACAAUGCCCGACUCUGAGUCGCAGGCACGACUUAUCCGGGAAACGUACGUUCGGGCUGGACUCAACCUGGAUCGCGAAUCCGAUCGUCCACAGUACUUUGAGGCGCAUGGCACGGGAACUCAAGCCGGUGAUCCAAUUGAAGCUCGCGCCAUUUCAAGCGUGUUCUUCCCUAACGGCAGGGAAGGCCAGCUCUUGGUGGGAAGCAUUAAGACUGUCAUCGGACACACCGAGGGCACUGCGGGAGUAGCUGGCGUACUCAAGGCGGCGUUGGCAGUCCAACACGGUCAGAUUCCAGCAAAUCUCCAUUUCAAAAACCUCAACCCCAAGGUUCGACCAUAUUACGCAAAUCUGCGCAUUCCGACCGAGACAGUAGAGUGGCCUGCACUCCCGCGAGGGACCCCGCGUCGUGUCAGUUGCAACUCGUUCGGUUUUGGGGGCACCAAUGCCCACGCCAUCAUUGAAAGCUGGGACGGUCCUGGCUCUCUAAGGAACAGCCACCCGCUGAACGGCACAACGCCGGACGUCCGUAUUUCGAACGCACCAGGUGGUGGACCCUUCGUCUUGUCUGCUAAUUCGGGUAAUGCUCUGGCUGCUGGAGCUGGAGCACUGGCAGGUUAUCUUCGCCAACACCCUGAGACGGACCUAGCCCAACUUGCACAUACUCUAUUCCGGCGGACAGAGUUCCCGUUCCGCGCCGCGUUCUCUGCAACCUCAGCGGAGCAACUUGCCGAGAAGCUCGAGGCAGGGAAGGAUGCCCUCAAGGGCAGCACACGUACUGCAAAUAUUCCUGAAGUGCUUCCGGUUCGCAUUCUGGGCGUAUUCACUGGUCAGGGAGCACAAUGGGCUACCAUGGGAAAAGAGCUCUAUAUCGCCUCAGAUUUGUUCCGAAACGCCAUAGACCAAAUGCAACAAAGUCUAGACUCCCUUCCUGCGAACGACCGCCCCGACUGGACCUUGGUCGAUCAGCUGAACGCGCCGGCAAAGAUCUCCCGCGUUGGCGAAGCCGCCGUUUCUCAGCCGCUCUGUACUGCUCUCCAAAUUGCUCUGGUACAUGUCCUGCGUGCCGCCGGUAUCGACUUCUCUGCUGUUGUUGGGCAUUCGUCAGGCGAAAUUGGCGCUGCGUAUGCUGCGGGAUACCUUAACGCCACUGAUGCGAUCCGAGUGGCAUACUACAGAGGCGUUCACUCUCAUCUAGCGCAUGGGCCGGGAGGCAAGCGCGGUAAGAUGAUGGCCGUUGGCAUGUCGCUAAGCCAAGCAACCACGUUCUGUGGCGAGUUUGGUGGGAGGCUUGCCGUGGCUGCCAGCAACUCCCAAACGAGCUGCACGCUGGCAGGCGAUGCUGAAGCGAUUGAAGAGGCCCACGCUCGAUUAGAGGAAGAGGGAACUUUUGCCCGCAUCCUGCAGGUCGACACGGCGUACCAUUCUCACCAUAUGAAGCCUUGUGGCACCCCAUACCUCGAAUCCAUGAAGGCAUGUGGUGUCAAAGUCCAAAAACGCCGUAACACACAGUGUCGAUGGUACUCCAGUGUCUUUGGUCCGAACGGCCGUAUCCGAUCGUUUGACCAGGCUGAUGGCCACCUCCUCGAGGGACAGUACUGGGUCGACAACAUGACGCAGGCCGUGCUAUUCAGCCAAGCACUUGCGAGAGCACUCAACGAAGACCAGUACUUUGACCUUGCUCUUGAAGUUGGACCGCACCCGGCUCUCAAAGGUCCAAGCUCCGAGACUAUAAAGAUGUUGACCGGUCUCUCACUUCCGUAUUCUGGGGUUCUGAAGCGUGGGCAGAACGCAACAGAAUCAUUUGCUGACGCCCUGGGGCUUCUGUGGAAGUUGUUCCCAUCGACAAACCCCAUCAUCACGUUCGAUGGGAUACGUCGGGCGUUCCCGAGGGGCAAGUCGCAGCAGCUUUCCAUUCUUAAAGGCCUCCCAGCUUACUCGUGGGACCAUCCCAAUCUCAUCUGGAAAGAGUCGAGAACGUCUCGUAUCUUCCGUACCCGGAAAGAAUCACGCCACGAGCUUCUAGGUCAUUCUGAUACGCAUGGCGAACGUGACAAGCGCGAGGUCCACUGGAAGCAGCUCAUUAGGGUGAAUGAGCUGCCAUGGUUAGCAGGCCACAAGAUCCAAGGCGAAAUCCUUUUUCCAGCAUCUGGGUACCUCGCGAUGACAUAUGAGGCGGCCAUCCGCCUUGUCGAUGACCAGCAGUCAUUGCGUCUCGUAGAACUACACGAUGUCGACAUUAUGCGUGCGAUGCGGCUCGAAGAAGACUCCCCGGGUCUUGAGGUUGUCUUCACUAUUCGUGUUCUGAGCCAGUCUGAUGACGGCAUAACUGCGGAAGUUGCCUGUUACAGCGGUGCGGUUGACUCGGUCCAACCUCUAGACGCCCCUCAAGCUAGGCUGACAACCCAUUUCACCGCCGGUGUGCGGAUCUCACUGGGUGAGCCCCAUAAGGAUGCCCUGCCUCGGCGGGCUGAGCCACGACUUCCCUUGGAUGCCUUGGACAUCGACCAACUCUACGAAAGCCUUGCCAAAGUAGGCUACAACUACGCGGACCCUUUCCGAGCGAAGUCCGUAUCCAGGCGGCUCAACAGUGCCGCUAUGACGGUAUCUCCGCCGCCCACAGGCUCAUCGAUACGUGCGUCUAUGCAUCCUGCGCCUCUUGAUACCACUAUUCAUGGUCUGCUUGCCGGCUUUUCGUUCCCAGGAGACGGCCGAUUGCAGACCAUCUAUCUACCGAGGCGAAUUGAUUGUGUCAGAAUUAGCAUGAUGACUUCCGAGUCAACUGAUUCUAUCCUUACAGUUGACGCCAGAGUAACAUCGGCCAAUGAAACCAGCCUGUCGGGCGACGUGGACAUUUGCAAUGCGGGCGAUGCUAGUACUGAAGUGCAGAUACGCGGACUCCACGUAACAGCCGUUGGACAGCGCCAGCAGCCCUGGCUCUAUGCAGGCACAGCUUGGGCAAGAGACGCACGCUUUGGUAUUGAACCCGGUCAUGGAGCCAAGCUUUCGGAGGCAGAGCAGGAGCUUUACGAGCAGCUUACACGCACGGCACACUUCUACUUGCGCCAACUCAAGAAGAAGAUCUUGCCUCAGGAGCUGAUGUUGAUGGGCAAGUUCCGCAAGCACAUGAUGACCUGGGUUCUUGAACAUCUACUUCCUCAGAUCGAUGCUGGGCAGCAUCCAGAGGUCAGACCUGAGUGGGCAAACGACACGAUGCAGAUGCUGAAUGAGUGGCGUGCUGCUCAUUCCCCGACCAACAAUGACAUGAACAUUCUUCAUGCCAUGGGCAAAAAUCUCGUCGGGAUUGUCCGCGGAACCACACCGCCCUUGAAAGUGCUCACGCAAGAUGGCAUGCUUGAUCGUCUGUACGUUGAGGGCCUCGGUGCAAAGGAUGGCAAUGUCGACAUAGAAGCCAUGGUAAAACAGCUUUCGCAUCAGUAUCCCCGGAUGCGCAUCGUCGAAGUCGGAGCUGGUACGGGCGGCACUACACGCGCAGUCCUGGAUGGCCUAGAAAAUCGGUAUGCGUCCUACACAUACACGGAUAUUUCCACGGGCUUCUUCGAGAAUGCUCGAACGGUGUUUAGCCAGCAAGGCAGCAAGCUCGCCUUCAAGACACUUAAUAUCGAGAACGAUCCAGCAGACCAGGGUUUCACUCCAGGAACGUUCGAUAUGGUGGUUUCUUCAAACUGUCUGCAUGCGACACGAAGUCUUGAUGAGACUUUGCGUCACUGCCGACAGCUACUCCGCCCUGGUGGUCGCUUGAUGUUACUUGAAAUUACCCGAGAUUUCUUGCCAACUCAGCUUGUCAUGUCCACACUCCCAGGAUGGUUCCUAGGCAUAGAAGAUGGGCGAGUCUGGGCACCGACCGUCAGUCUCGAACGCUGGGAUGAGCUGUUGAAAGCUAACGGCUUCUCUGGAGUCGAUAUCAGCUCGACACCUUCCUUCUGCUCCGUAAUCGUGGCACAGGCGGUCGAUGAGACGGUGCAACUGCUCCGCGAGCCCCUCGCUGUGGCUCCCGAGGGACUUCCGCCCCUGGGCGAUGUCCUGAUCAUUGGUGACAGUGCCAGUUCUGACCUGGGAUCGAAGACGCAGGCAAUGAUUAAGGCGGUUGCUCCAUCGAGCACUAUUACCAUGUUCCCUAAACUCGAGGGCAUCGAGGUACCCAAAGGAGCGGCUGUUCUCUGCCUUGCCGAUCUUGAAAGCCCCGUAUUCCGCGGCAUGACCGAGAAGAGAUUCACUGGGCUGCAAGAAGUCAUGGGGACGGCUGAAGUGGUCCUGUGGGUGACCACGGGUGCCAAGUCUGGUAAGAACCCUGAUGCCAACACCACUGUAGGGUUGUCGAGCACUCUGCGGGCUGAGCGCAUGGACCUCAGACUCCAAUUCCUGGACGUGGACGACCCGUCAUCAAUUGAACCAUCCAUGCUGGCGGAGAUGUUUCUGCGCCUGGCUUUCCAGGAUCCGGCCAAGAAUGACGAAUUGCUCUGGACCCAAGAGCCCGAACUUGUGUUGAAGCAGGGCGCCCUAUACAUACCCAGGGUUAUACCCCGCGAUAGCACCAAUCGUCGGUCGGCCGCAAGGCUUCGGCAGGUCACGCAGACUACGAGCCUUAAGUCGAAAGGUACGGCCGUGGUGCUUGGAGAACGGCAAGAAGCAUUCGAGUUACAGGCUGCCACCAUCAGUGGCGUCGAAGCAGACAAGAUACGCUUGCAGGUCACCGCUUCCUCACUCCAUACUCUGACCUGCGAAGGCUACGGACCAUUGUAUGUAUGCAUCGGUAGCGAUGUGGCUUCCGGAGACAAGAUUCUUGGUCUUUCGUCGCUGAACAGCUCCUUCGUUGAUGUUGCUGCGGACCGCGUACUGUAUCGCUGGCAGCAGAAGAAGCCAACCGUGGAUGACACGGCACAACUAGGCCACUUUCUCGCAAACAUUCUUGCAGAACACCUGCUUGGUGGCUUGCAAGGGCCUGUGUGGGUCCACGGCGCACCAAGCGACCUCAGCGAGGCUAUUGACGCUGGCGCUCGUAGGCGGGGGGUCUAUGUGUUCCAAACCACGUCUGAGUUGACGACGAGUCCAGAUGUCAACUUCCUCCACCCCUACGCGAGCGAGGAUGACAUCCAAGACGUACAACCCAAGGGCCUGCACGGCUUUGUCAACCUGGCGCAUCCGCAGCACGAGACAUUAUCUGCGUUUAUUCGCGCGUCUUUGCCAGCCUCUGCGAUCAUGAACAAGAAGGUGGAAGAUCUCACCGUCGGCCUGAGCCUUCCUUUGCUUAUUUCUCUGGCCAACGAGCAUCUUCGAGGCGGCUCGCAACUUCAUAAAGAACAUCAUGGGGUUGUGGGUGUCGACAAGCUCCCAGCAGUGAGAAGCAAAGAGCUGGGACUCGCAGCUGUUGUUGACUGGAGCACUGCCGAUACUGUUAGUGCCUUGGUCCGGCCGCUCGAGCAUCGUGGGUUGUUUGCUGCUAACAAGACUUAUCUUCUCUGCGGCAUGACGGGAGACCUGGGCAUAUCGGUUUGCUUGUGGAUGGUAGACAACGGAGCUCGGAAUGUUGUCUUGACCAGCCGUAAGCCUAAUGUGUCUGAGAGUGUCCUCAACUAUCUUUCCCGCAAAGGAGCCACAGUGCGACCCAUGGCUGUUGACAUUUCGAAUAAGGACUCCGUCCGGGCAGCCUACAGCAAAAUCAAGGCAACGAUGCCGCCUAUUGGUGGUGUAAUGAACGCCGCUAUGGUUCUCCGGGAUCGCCUGUUCCAUCGUAUGCCUUGGGACGACUUUGCGGCCGUACUGGGGCCGAAGAUGGUGGGAUCCGCGAACCUUGACGAAGUCUUUGGUGACGAACAGCUCGACUUCUUCAUCUGCUUCUCAUCUACGACUUCGAUCGUUGGAAGCAUUGGCCAGUCCGCCUAUGCUGCCGCAAACCACUACAUGGCGAGCCUCGUUGAGCGUAGGCAGGCUCGGGGCCUAGCCGGCUCAGUCCUUCACAUUGCCAUCCUAACUGGGUUCGGAUAUAUUUUCAGGCGCGAUUCCGACCAUGCCGAAACCAUCUAUAAGGCCAUUCUUCCGCGGUUCAAUAGAGAGUCAGAGUCAGACUUGCACGAGAUGCUUGCCGAGGCCAUCAUAGGCGGGCGUCCUGGCUCGGGUGAGGCUGAACUCAUCACGGGUAUCAGGCCAGUCUUCCAAGGCGAGUGGCGCGAUGACCCUCGAUUGUCUUGCUACGUGGGCCAGGAACAGGUGGACGAAUCCAGCGAAGCGCAAGCCGACGGAUCCGUCAGCGUCAAGGACCAGCUUACCGCGACCGAAGACCCUGCGGAGUCCCUGGCCGUACUGGAAAAGUGCUUUGGGUUGGCUCUCGGUAAUUUGCUCGAAAUCGACCCAGAGAAGCUGGAUAACAGUCUGCCUGUGACCAGUCUGGGCAUAGACUCCCUUGUGGCGAUCCGUAUCCGCGAGUGGUUUCUGAGAGAGACGGGCGUCGACGUGCCUGUUUUGAAGCUCAUGUCAGACACAUACUCGAUUUCACGCAUGUGCGAUGAUGUCUUGGUCGAUUGGCGGAAGAAUAACAAGUCCUAA